GCUUCCUGAAAAUUCUCUUAUUUCGCUUAUUAAAAGAGAUGAUUUACAAAUGAGAGAAAUCGAAAUUUGGGAACAUGUAUUAAAAUGGGGCCUUGCACAGAAUCCUACACUUAUCCCAGAACCUAAUACCUGGUCAGACAAUGAUUUUAAAACAAUGGAAAAUACUUUGCAGCAUUGUUUACCUUUAAUUAGAUUUUUUAGCCUUUCAUCUGCAGAUUUCUUUCAAAAAGUCCGACCCUAUAAAAAAAUUUUGAAACAUCAACUCUACGAAGAAUUAUUAGGAUCAUACUUAGAUUAUAAUAAUGAACCAAGUAAUAAUAUAUUACUUCCUAGACACAGAAAUAUUGAUGGAAUAAUUAAUUCAAAUAUUGUUAAUCUGAAUAUUGCUUCAUUAAUUUCAAGGUGGAUCGAUAAAAAAGAUAUUGAAAGCAAAUAUGCUUAUACAAGAGAAUUAUAUUUACCAUAUAAAUUUAAAUUAUUAUUAAGAGGAAGUAGUGAUGGAUUUACCCCUAAAAAAUUUCAUGAAUUAUGUGAUAAUAUACCUUAUACUGUUACAUUUAUUAAAAUAAAAGGAACAGAAGAAAUUAUUGGAGGAUAUAAUCCUUUGAUCUGGAAAUCGCAUCAUAAUGCAGAGUAUGGUAAAACAAAAGAUAGCUUUAUAUUUUCUUUUAAAAGCAAAAAUGAUUUUAAAGAUCCAAUUUUAAGUCAUGUAAACAAUACGGAUUAUGCAGUAGGUUAUCAUAAUAGAAGUGGUCCUUCAUUUAAUGAUGAUAUUUGUUUGGUUGUGAAAGAGAAGAAUGAUUCAAAAAGUUAUGAUUUCAAUAAGUGUAUGCAAUCAUCUUAUGAAAAAAAAAUAAGAGAUACGGAGGAUGAAUUUUUAAUAAAUAAUUAUGAAAUAUUUCAGAUAACAAAAAAAGAUAGUACUUAGUAUUAUUUAUGAAGUU
Messenger RNA from Rhizophagus irregularis DAOM 181602=DAOM 197198, 944 nucleotides. The record is from RefSeq and is a predicted model, not a curated record. NCBI's taxonomy places the organism in Eukaryota, Fungi, Glomeromycota, Glomeromycetes, Glomerales, Glomeraceae.